CCACGACCUCGACAACCCCUUGCGACACCACCCAGAACAUCUGUCGCAAUCAUGGCUGUCGGCAAGAACAAGCGUCUUUCAAAGGGAAAGAAGGGUCUCAAGAAGAAGACCGACGCCUUUGCGAAGAAAGACUGGUACUCAGUCAAGGCCCCUUCGACAUUCCAGAUCCGAGAUGUUGGAAAGACCCUCGUCAAUCGCACCACCGGUCUCAAGAACGCCAACGACUCUCUGAAAGGAAGGAUAUUCGAGGUUUCAUUGGCCGACCUUCAAAAGGAUGAGGAUCACGCCUUCCGCAAGGUCAAGCUACGGGUCGACGAAGUCCAAGGAAAGAACUGCCUCGCCAACUUCCACGGUCUCGACUUCACAUCCGACAAGCUCCGAUCUCUUGUUCGUAAAUGGCAAACCCUGAUCGAUGCCAACGUAGUUGUCAAAACUACGGACGACUACCUCCUCCGUCUCUUCACUAUUGGCUUCACGAAACGCCGCCCAAACCAGAUCAAGAAGACCACAUAUGCUGCCUCAUCGCAGAUUCGUGCUAUCCGAAAGAAGAUGGUUGAGAUCAUGCAACGAGAGGCCUCAAGCUGCACACUGUCGCAGCUGACCACCAAGCUGAUCCCGGAGGUUAUUGGACGUGAGAUCGAGAAGGCAACCCAGGGUAUCUACCCUCUCCAGAAUGUAUACGUCUGCAAGGUGAAGCUAUUGAAGCAACCCAAGUUCGACCUCGGUGCUCUUUUGUCCCUCCACGGCGAGUCCUCGGCAGAUGAUUCUGGCAAGGCUGUUGAGCGCGAGUUCAAGGAGACAGUACUUGAGGAGGUGUAAAGGGAUAUGGAUAUAUGGAUGCUUCUUUGGUCAUUCGUCCCUGUUAGCAUGGGAUUGGUGUUUGAGUGUUUCUAAGAGAAAAAUGGGACCAUCAAAACGCCUUAGACAAUGCGCUCUUGAUAUGUGAUCACGAUGUCCGCAGGCAAUGCCUACGUUCUCCCUGUCUCGCAUUCCUAUCAAUGGAACGCUGCUGUAUGUGUCCGUCGCCAUUCGCAAUAAUCACCAAUAUCGACCUUAUCUAUCCUAAUGAGAGAAUACUCAGCUCUUCG
Molecule: messenger RNA, 1088 nt
Organism: Pseudovirgaria hyperparasitica
Lineage: Eukaryota; Fungi; Ascomycota; Dothideomycetes; Acrospermales; Acrospermaceae
Product: ribosomal protein S3Ae
Exons: 3
Coding region: 52-819 (255 amino acids)
Biological process (GO): translation
Cellular component (GO): cytosol; ribosome
Molecular function (GO): structural constituent of ribosome
Source: RefSeq, a predicted model, not a curated record